Molecule: messenger RNA, 2208 nt
Organism: Drosophila kikkawai
Lineage: Eukaryota; Metazoa; Arthropoda; Insecta; Diptera; Drosophilidae
Product: T-cell immunomodulatory protein
Cellular component (GO): plasma membrane
Source: RefSeq, a predicted model, not a curated record
UAUCGAUAACACGAUUUCUCCCCUGCCGUCGAGUUGGCAGCCCAACAUCUGAUUCACUAUUGAUUUUUGUACAAAUAACAAAAGAAACGCAAAUCGUUAGUGUAAAAAAAGCAUAAAAAAUUGGCAUGGCGAAACACAGCACGCUGCUGCUGGUGCUCGUGCUGGUACUGGGCUGUAUAGCCAGCCACGCCAGCGACAUCACGGACAAGGUAUUCGGCACCAACAAAGAGGGCAUUGUGGCUGCCUUCGGGGACUUUAAUUCUGAUGAACUGACGGACGUUUUCCUCAUACGCGAUCAGAAGACGCUGCAGAUUCUCUACGGGCACGAUACAGAGCCCUUACUCGCCGCGGGACCCUACUGCCACUACGCCGAUAAGACCAUUGUGAGCGUAAUUCCCGGAGACUUUGAUGGCGACGCACUGAUGGAUGUGCUGGUUAACCUUAAGGCUAGCGGGAGCGAUACAUACGAUGUGCUCGUUAACUGGGGCAACACCACCGAGCUCAUAUGUUCCAAGGAGCCACUAUUCAGGAGCAAGGGCGAGGUUAUGGCCCUAGAUUUUAAUCGCGACAUGAUCAUCGAUCUGUAUGGCUUGGACGAGAAUGGCGUUCGCACUUUUUGGAUAUUCAGCAGCAGUCGACAGCCGCCGCAGGUGGUGCACCAGGCGGAGCCCACGGAGAUCAAAGGCAAUUCGCUGAGCAUUCCCAAUGCCAACGCCUAUCUGGAUCUCAACGAGGACUUCCUGGCCGAUCUGUUUCUGCAGACAAAGGACUCGUACGAGAUCUGGUAUGGAAUCGAUGAGCCCGACAAGCAGGAGAACUUUAGCUAUGACCACCAGAUCAAGUUCCAGCUAAUCGGCGAAAAAGAUUACCAAGUCGGUCAGGCCGUCUUCAUGGACUUUGAGCUGAAGGGCGUGCAGAAUAUUGUGGUGCCUUUUUGCAUCCACUCGGGCUGCCGGAACUCUUCAAUUAUCGUGCACAAUGGAAAAGAUUUCCACAAUCUUCAUGUCAACUUUCGCGACCCUCAGGGCGUUACCUGGACGUUUGUGCCGCCUGUAGCUGAUGAUGUCUACCUAAGGACCAUUACGGCCAGGAGCGGCGAUUUCAAUCUGGAUGGUUAUCCGGAUCUGCUGGUUACCCUGCAGCCCCUGAACGUGGAUAAGCCAGUGACGCAGACGUUCCUGCUGGAAAACGUGCCGUGCACUGUGUGCGACAAGCCGCUGAAGCGUACAUUCGAGGUGCGUUGGAACGCUCUGUCGCCGAUGGGCAACCAUACAGUGGCGGGCGCCUUCUAUGAUUUCUACCAGGACGGCGUUUUGGAUGUGAUACUCACCCGGAAGAAUGAUCAGGGCAAAUAUCAGCCCCUGGCCUUCCGUAACACCUUGGACUAUGAUGCCAAUUUCGUGAAGGUGAUUGUACUGACGGGUCUGGACAACAAGCAAAAUCCAGAGCGACGCACUGCCUUGGGCAGGAGGCAGCGCACAUAUGGCACUAAUUUGCCAGGACCCCGCAUCACCUACAGCACCAUCACCCAGGACGGGGAUCAGCAGUGCGGUAGCAGUGUACAACUACCGCAGGCCUCCUACUUUGCCCUGCAGCUGCCGUACACCUGCUUUGGUCUGGGGCGAACGCCGAACUUUGUGGACCAACUGGUCGUUGGCCUGGGCAGCAAGUUUCGGAACUGGACGCAGGUGAUACCCAAUUCCCAGAUGAUUGUGGUGCCAAAGCCACUGAAUGAGCCAACACACUGGAAGGCCCAGCUGUUUGUCACGCCCAGCAAACUCAUUCUAAUGAGCGUGGUGGCACUGGGCGGCACUUGUCUGGUCAUUGUCCUUAUCAUCUUGGUGCUGUACAUCAAAGAGAAGCGCGAGGAUAAGCAGGAGCGUCUGCAAGAGUCCCACAGAUUCCAUUUCGAUGCGAUGUAAAAGGGUAUCGCCAAAACUAUAAAUAUAAACUAAGUCUAACUUUAUAAUUCCUGUUUCAGUUGAGUUUUAUUUGUGAUUAAUGAAUAUUUAAAAGGUUUAUUCUUUGUUGAUUCCUUUAAGAGCAUUUUCAUCUCACUUUAGAAAAAGAAAAUGCAUUGAAAUAUAUAAUUUCAAGGCUCAAAACUCUUGAGGGAAUCCACAGAGUACAUCCAAUAUAAUAUAUGUAUUUAUAUGGUUUAAGAAAUGUGAUAAAUCAAUAAAGAAAUAUAAUAAAAGAAUAAGAGAA